AUGUCCGAGAGCAAGGUUUUGGUCCUCGGUGGGACGGGCCCGGCGGGGAUCUGUCUGCUGAGAGAACUUGUCCAUCGCGAACACGAGACGAUUGUGUUCGCACGGAACCCGUCCAAAAUACCCAGAGAUUUGCUUGACAACUCUCGCGUCGAGGUUCUCGAAGGACAAAUGUCCGAUACUGCCACCCUGUCUUCGGCAUUGGCUCGGACCUCGGUCGUUGUGUCUUUGCUGGGUCCGGAUAUCAGAGACCGGACCAUUGACCCGUCGCUUUACGCGGACAUCUACCGAUCUCACCUGUUUCCGUUGAUGAGGCAACAUCGUGUAAAGCGUAUCCUCGCAAUGGGCACGUUGACCAUUUGCAGACCGGAAGAUCACUGGACGCUCAUGCAGACAAUGGUCACCACGCUCAUGCCAUUGUUCAACAGCGCCGUGUACCGGAACAUGCUCAACAUUGCAAGGCUAUUCGACGAAGAGGGUCAAAACUUCGAUUGGACCAUCUUUCGUAUUGCACAAAUCCCGGGAGCGUCUGACGAGGCUAGCUGGCGGCAAGAUCGCGAGGGGGGCAUUUUUACGGGUUGGAUUGGUGAGAAGGGGUGGAUGUCGUCUAUUAGGAGAGCAGGGCUUGCUAGGUGGCUUGUCAAUGCGGUUGAGGGCAAAGCGGAGGCGUGGGUUGGCAAAAUGCCCGCCGUCAGUUCUUUGGCCCAUUGA
Molecule: messenger RNA, 708 nt
Organism: Colletotrichum higginsianum IMI 349063
Lineage: Eukaryota; Fungi; Ascomycota; Sordariomycetes; Glomerellales; Glomerellaceae
Product: NmrA family protein
Exons: 2
Coding region: 1-708 (235 amino acids)
Source: RefSeq, a predicted model, not a curated record